AUGAUGCUUGCCGCGGAGCAACCCACUGCAGAGGAGAUCGAUGCCUUCGUCAUUGUGAACCGAAAGUUCCUUUCAGAUGAAGCAGAGGAAACCUUCCGAAAUAUGGACGGCCUGGAUCAAAAACAUGUCAUUGCAGAAGGCUCACUGUCUAACUGCAAAGACCCAGUGGCGAUCAUCAAGUCAAGAGCCCGCGGCGGGUUCUUGAAGGCUCACAUAGAUUGGAUGCAUUCCCACCGAGAUUCUUCACAUGAAGACGUCUUGGACAGCUACAUAGAAGCCAACGUGGACUGGAUGACGGAAGAAGCUGAAGAGCUACUGCGAUCUCUCUCGUUCAACCAUCUGUGGAAAGUCAUUGAUUUUGGGUCUUUGCAAAACUGCCGCGACCCAGCAGCUAUCAUACGGAUAAGGCUGAAAGAUGUCCUGCGCGGGAAGGCUGGCAAAAGUGGCAAAGGCAAAAGUAGCACAGGGAAAGGUGUCCAAGGUCGUGCAGUGUUACAUCAGGCACAGACGGAUGGAAUGGAUUCAUUGCCGAGUGAAGAUCCAGCCGAAUCUUCAAAGGGAGCCCAGGGAGGCAAAGCCAAGGGAGCCAAGGGAGCCAAGGGAACCAAGGGAGCGAAGGACAGACCAAAGGAUGAUAUCCAUGAGAAAGCACUUGAAGAAGGUCGCUCCUUAUACUGCCUUGGCCUUCCUCCACUCUGGAGUGCCAAGCAAAUACAGGACUUCUUUCAACACCAGGGUGAAGUCGAAGGGGUGUAUUUGCAGAGCAUGGGCAAAGGAAAGAAUACCCGCGGCGCUUCUGUCGACUUCACGACUGCCGAGGGUGCCAGAAACGCUGCCAUGGUCUGUGACAGGCUGGAAGUUUACCACAAAGAAGAGAAGUUUACCCUUGGCUGCAGCAUUCGGCACAAGGGGCCAGCUGGGCAGAAGUUUAUCUUCCCCGCUCGGGGCGAGGUGGACUUUAAGCAGGCACAAGCCGAAGCACGGAGCGUCUACCUCUCAAAGAUUCCGGCGCACAUAUCUGAGCAGCAGAUCAGGGAAAUGGCAGAGGAGCAUGGAGAGGUUGAGGCGAUACACAUGCUGCCAUCCAACGGCUUCAGCCUUGCCUGCUUCAUCACUAUGGUGAGCCCUGGAGAAGCAGCAUUCAUGAUCAGAGCCCUCAACGAUGCGCAGGCAUUCGGGACCAUAGUUUCUGCCAGCUACCCAAUUGAGAAGAAUGAGAAACGCAAGAAGAAACAUCCAGAAGAAGAGAUCUUCCAGUGGUACGUGUUGGAAAUCAAGAAUUUCCCGCACUGGACGGUGACGGAUGACAUCAAAGUCACCAUAUCAACAUUUGGCAAUGCUCCAAAUCGAGUGAGAAUUAUUCACUAUGAUCCUGAUCCAGCCCAGAGUGUGGCAAAAGCCUACUUUAGAUAUGAGGAAGACCAAGACGUUGCACUGAAGGCACUAGCUGGCUACGAGUUUACUCCUGGAUAUGCACUGCAGGUUAUGACCCGUCCAAGGACUGCGGGCACUGGUCAAGCAUUGGCACAUCCCUCACCGCAGCCACAGCCGCCUACCUUUCACAGCUUGACUUUUGGGCAAGUUGGCCUGAGCACGCCUGCAACGGUGCCUGCAACGGUACCACCACGAUUUCCUCGCCCGGCUCUACAAGACGCUCAACUGCCAGCUGCAUUCCCACGCCACUAG
Molecule: messenger RNA, 1686 nt
Organism: Effrenium voratum
Lineage: Eukaryota; Dinophyceae; Suessiales; Symbiodiniaceae
Source: the annotation of a GenBank genome assembly